This is a messenger RNA of Ochotona curzoniae (black-lipped pika), 1457 nucleotides long. It is a transcript of the gene MSI1, whose product is annotated as musashi RNA binding protein 1. The transcript has 15 exons. Gene Ontology annotation, molecular function: RNA binding. Bases 74 to 1162 code for a protein of 362 amino acids. Gene Ontology annotation, cellular component: cytoplasm. NCBI's taxonomy places the organism in Eukaryota, Metazoa, Chordata, Mammalia, Lagomorpha, Ochotonidae. The record is from RefSeq and is a predicted model, not a curated record.
AUCUGCCCCGCGCCGAGCGCCACCGCCGCCGCCGCCGCCGCCGCUCCGCUGCCCGCGCCGCCCGCGGCUCCCGAUGGAGACUGACGCGCCCCAGCCCGGCCUCGCCUCCCCGGACUCGCCGCACGACCCCUGCAAGAUGUUCAUCGGGGGACUCAGUUGGCAGACUACGCAGGAAGGGCUGCGCGAAUACUUCGGCCAGUUCGGGGAGGUGAAGGAGUGUCUGGUGAUGCGAGACCCCCUGACCAAGAGAUCCAGGGGUUUCGGCUUCGUCACUUUCGUGGACCAGGCGGGGGUGGAUAAAGUGCUGGCGCAGUCGCGGCACGAGCUCGACUCCAAAACAAUUGACCCCAAGGUGGCCUUUCCCCGAAGAGCCCAGCCCAAGAUGGUGACUCGAACCAAGAAGAUCUUUGUAGGGGGUCUCUCGGUCAACACCACGGUGGAGGACGUGAAGCAGUAUUUUGAACAGUUCGGGAAGGUGGACGACGCCAUGCUGAUGUUUGACAAAACCACCAACCGGCACCGAGGGUUCGGGUUUGUCACGUUCGAGAGCGAGGACAUCGUGGAGAAAGUGUGUGAAAUCCACUUCCAUGAAAUUAACAACAAAAUGGUGGAAUGUAAGAAAGCUCAGCCAAAGGAGGUGAUGUCGCCCACUGGCUCAGCCCGGGGAAGGUCUCGAGUCAUGCCCUAUGGAAUGGACGCUUUCAUGCUGGGCAUCGGCAUGCUGGGUUACCCAGGUUUCCAGGCCACGACCUACGCCAGCCGGAGUUACACAGGCCUCGCCCCUGGCUACACCUACCAGUUCCCCGAAUUCCGUGUAGAGCGGACCCCUCUCCCGAGCGCCCCAGUCCUCCCCGAGCUUACAGCCAUUCCUCUCACUGCUUACGGACCCAUGGCGGCGGCAGCAGCGGCAGCAGCUGUGGUCCGAGGGACAGGCUCUCACCCUUGGACGAUGGCUCCCCCCCCAGGUUCGACACCCAGCCGCACAGGGGGCUUCCUGGGGACCACCAGCCCUGGCCCCAUGGCUGAGCUCUAUGGGGCAGCCAACCAGGACUCGGGGGUCAGCAGCUACAUCAGUGCCGCCAGCCCUGCCCCCAGCACUGGCUUUGGCCACAGUCUUGGGGGCCCCUUGAUUGCCACAGCCUUCACCAAUGGGUACCACUGAAGCAGGGGACAGGUGGCAGGAGCCCCCAGCCUGCAGCUGACUGAGGACCACGCGUGAGCCAGCGAGGGGGUGGGGACACCUCAGCCGCAGCCGCCGCCCCCUCCCCCGCAGCGACUCGACCACUACUGCCUGCCCCCCACUCCCCGGGCCCGGCCCCUGCCCCGUGUGGCUCCCCUACUAACCGCCCCUUGGUCGCGUCGCCCUCGUCCCGGUCAUUUGCCCCUUCCCACCCCCCCCCCCGCCCCGCUUUUAUUUAUUUUGGAUUAGCCGGUUUUCCCCCCAACCCACCCAUCCA